UCGCGUAUAUUUUGCGACGUGACGUUGAAGCAGUCACCGGCUUCCUUACCGUUGUGCUAAAGCUACACUAUUGAAAAGAAGGGGAAAAAAGAUUAUAUAUUUUCUCAAAAGCUGCCAGCGGUUUGAAUGUUUCGGGAAUGUUCCGCUCGGCCCUUCAGGAUGUCAUGAAGUCCUCUAGACGUCUGCGAAACGAAGCUAUUGUUGCUGCGGAGGAACACGAAUUUUCAGCACACUAAGGAGAAAUCCCGGUGACAGCAUCCCCCUCCUUGGACCCCUUCACCAAGAGCAAGUCUGAGAUCUGGAAGCAGGUGAUUAGCAGCCUCCCAGCGAGCAGUUCCUUCAGUGAAUCUCACCUGUCAGACCUGUGCACCACACUGGGCUCCUGUAGCCCCUCCAUGCCUGUUAUCCCCAUCCCACGGCGGGUGCGCAGCUUCCAUGGCCCCCACACCACCUGCAUGCACUCUGCCUGUGGGUCGACUCACACCUCCAAGCUGGUGCGCACCAAGUACAAUAACUUUGAUUUGUACCUGCGCUCCCGCUGCAUGUACAGCUUCCUCCGCUUCCUGCUGUACUUUGGCUGCAGCCUGCUGACCUCUCUGCUCUGGGUGCUGCUCUCGGCCAUCUUCUUCCUGCAGUACGUCAGCGUGCGUGUUCUUCUGCGGCUGCAGUAUAAACUGUCAGUCAUUCUGCUCCUGCUGGGGCACCGGCGCCUGGACUUUGCCGUGCUGAAUGAUCUGAUCAUCUACAGCAUGCACAUCACCAUGUUCCUGGUAGGGGGUCUCGGCUGGUGCUUUAUGGUGUUUGUGGACAUGUAGCUGGGUUGUGAAAAGGGUUCUAACACUGCAACUUGAGCAUCGUGUGUUGCACAGGACCACACACACCUGUAGCACAUCCUGUAAGAUGAGAGUAAAAGUACAUAUUGCACUACGGCAUCUAAAAAUCACUGUUUUAGUUUACAUCAAUAUAAUAUCAAUUUACAUAAAUCAGUCUCUAAUAAUGAUGCAGUCACUGUCAAUAUUAGAUUAUAACGGGACCAAUAGCAACAAAGUGUGUAUAUUUUUGUGUUUCGUGCCAUUUCCAUAAGUGCUUUUUGUGCAGAAUAAUUUUUUACUGUAAAAGAAAUCAUCAAUGCUAUUGUUGCAUGGAAUAUUGAGAUAUGUGACUGAUCUUGAGCUUAAGUUCUCAAUGCAUACGGUGCAAUUAUAACUGUAUUUUGUGUGCAAACAUCAUGUAAAUAUACAAUUAUGCUUGAAAACCGUGAAAA
This is a messenger RNA of Nothobranchius furzeri (turquoise killifish), 1264 nucleotides long. RefSeq names its product transmembrane protein 250 (gene tmem250). The record is from RefSeq and is a predicted model, not a curated record. NCBI's taxonomy places the organism in Eukaryota, Metazoa, Chordata, Actinopteri, Cyprinodontiformes, Nothobranchiidae.